AUGAGCCUCACGGCGCAGGGCGAACGCGAUCUCUUCGACCGCAACGUGUUGGACUUCAGCUCGUAUGAGGAGUACCUCGAUCAGCAGGUGACCGCAGAGGACCUCUUCUACCUCGGCAACCAAGACGCCGCGCGGCAGAUCGUCGAGCUUGGCUACAAGGGCAAAGACUUCCUCAGCCGUGAGGAGUUCGAGGCGGCCCGCCUGCUCGCACUCGAGGGGCCGUCGCGGCGCGAGGAGACGGUGGACGUUAUUUGCAGCGCGGGGAAGAAGCUGGACGAUGCCCCGCUGCUCAGCGCCCUGGCGAAGCGCGAGGAGCUCGUGCGGAAUGGAAAGUUGUCCACCAUUAUUUUUCUCCGCGACGUGGUGCGGGGGCAGGAGGUGUCGGCGUACAUCGACUACGGCCACCGGCUGAAGACGGAGGACUUCACGGAGUACUUUACGAAGCGCAAGCGGCUCACACCGAAGCGGACGGACCUGAGCUACUACAACUGGAAAACGCACACGCUCUUCUACAACAACAGCUUCACCUUCCAGGUGCUGGCCGCCAACGAGAUGGGGUUGCUUAUGAAGCACAAGCGGGAUAGAAAGACCAUCAACGUCGACCCACGGGCCCCGACGCCGGGCGACAACAGCAACCGCAGUGUAAUUCAAACUCCAGAGUACGUGCAGGUGACCAUCUACGACCACGUCACACGACGCAAGAACUAA
This is a messenger RNA of Trypanosoma rangeli, 708 nucleotides long. RefSeq names its product putative flagellar/basal body protein. The transcript has a single exon. The record is from RefSeq and is a predicted model, not a curated record. NCBI's taxonomy places the organism in Eukaryota, Euglenozoa, Kinetoplastea, Trypanosomatida, Trypanosomatidae. The coding region runs from base 1 to 708 and encodes 235 amino acids.